This is a messenger RNA of Funneliformis caledonium, 1035 nucleotides long. The record is from the annotation of a GenBank genome assembly. Lineage: Eukaryota; Fungi; Glomeromycota; Glomeromycetes; Glomerales; Glomeraceae.
AUGAAGUUACUAAAUUUGAAUUCAUUAAUCCUUGCGAUAUCGUUCCUCACGGUUUCAUCGGCACAAAAUAACCUUUACGCAACUCCGUUCAUCACAUCAUCCACGUCAAAAUUCGGAAGAAGAAUCGAGGGAACGGCGGUGAAUGUGAACGGGGAUAUUUUCGCAACAAAUUUCGAUGCAAACUUAUUCGAGAUUGGUAGUAUCACACCAUCACAAUCGGUUUAUCAUACAUCCUCAUCACAAAAAUCUUUUUACAAUGGUAUAAGGUUCAUCCCAUUAACGAAAACUCAAGUGAAUCAAGGUAUAAAGGGGGUAGCAUUAUUGACCAAUGUAAAUGAGGAUCAAAUUACGAAAAUCGUUGUACAAAAAGAUGGUUACGUUAAACAAAGUGCCAUCUGUAAGGAUAAAACGUUAUCGUUACCAAAUGAUUUAGCGUAUACUUACAAAACUAAUCGAAUAUAUAUCUCGGGACAAAAUAUUACCGCGAAUACCGUCAAAGGUGAUGGGGGUUUAUGGGUUUGUGAUGGUAAAAGUGGUCAAUUGAUUGAGCACCUACCAUUUGGACGAACGAAUGGUAUAGAAGUGUCACCUGAUGAAAGCAAUUUAUAUAUUUCGGAAACUUUAAAUAAAGAUUCCAAAGUGGUAUCCAAUAAGAUUUGGAAAUUUGACAUUGAUAAACGUACGGGAAAAGUAUCUAAUCAAGUACUUUUCGUGGAUUUUGAAAAAUUAGAUGGUACUCAAGCGAUUGAUAUUGAUGGCAUGAGGACCGACAUUGAUGGGAAUUUGUAUGUCACAAGACAUGAUGGAAGUCACGUCACCGUGCUUUGCCCUCUAGGCAAAAUUUUAUCCAAGAUUAAUUUAAACUCUAUUCAAAAACCUACCAAUUUGGAUUUUGGUGGUAAAGAUGGUAAAACUUUAUUCAUCGUUGGUGCUUGUAAAGAUAAUGGUACGAAAGGUUGCGUAGAAACCAUUCAAAAUGAUAUACCUGGUAGAGCGUUUACCGCUUUAAAAUCUCUAAAUGGGAAAUUUAAUUAA